AUGGCUCACCUCCUGCGCGGCAAGCAGGCGGGCAUCCAGAACGACCUCUCUGCAGGCCUCACCGCCGACCACUUUCAGAUAGACGACAUCCGUCGCUACGGCAUUAACUCACAAGUCGCAAAAAUCGCCUUCGACCCCGUCCAGUCGCUCCUCGCCGUCGGCACAAAAGACACGCAGUUCGGCCGCGGUCAGAUCUACAUUUUCGGUGAAGGCCGCGUGAGCGUCGUCUUCCAGCUGCCCACCAAAGCCUCGGUCGAGGAACUCCAGUUCUGCGCCGACAAGCUUGUCUGCUUGGAUUCCAAACAUGACCUCUCCAUAUUCUCGCUGGAGACCAAGAAGCUGGUGCGGUCCUACUCGCCGCCUGGCACUGUGACCGCCUUGCACACGGAUCCAUCCAUCGAUUAUGCGAUGCUGGGCAUGCAAAACGGCGACGUCCUCGUCUACGACCUCGACCGCGAAUACCUGGCUCCUUUCAGGAUACCAUACUUCUGGAAAGAAUACGACACCCGUGCUCGCAUCUCCCCCGUUGUCACGCUUUCGUUCCACCCCCGCGACAUUGGAAAACUGUUGAUCGGGUACAGCAAUGGCGCGGUCGUAUACUCGUUCAAGCAGAAUGCGCCUCAGAAGUUCUUCCAUUACCAUCUUCCACAGGGUGCACCUGGAGGAGACUCGGACCCAAACUGCGUUAGCAUGGCGAGGAGCCCCAGGUUAACCCAGGCUUUAUGGCAUCCCACUGGAACCUUCAUCUUGACCGGCCAUGAGGAUGGCAGCCUUGUCAUAUGGGACCCCCGGGAUGGCAAAGACCCCAAAAACAGCCGCAUCAUCAUGGCCAGGACUCUUCAAGACACGAACGUCAACUUACCUGGUGCUGGCGCCACCACUACUGGCCUCACUCCUGAGACCUUUGCCGUCAAGGUGCCAAUCUUCCGUAUUGCUUGGUGUGCGAACCAGGACCCGGAUGACACGGGCAUCUUGGUUGCAGGCGGUGCUCCUACAAAUCUGCCCACGAAGGGCCUGAACUUCUUCGAGCUGGGCAGGACCCCCGUUUAUCAGACGUCAUCUUGGCAGAUCCUUGCCGAACACUUCGAGAACCCCAAGCGACAGCGCAUCCUCCCAACACCUCCCAAUGCUGAAGUUGUUGAUUUUUGUUUGAUACCCCGCAGCUCGCCUCACUUUGCAGGCGCCCAAGACCCGAUUGCCGUUCUUGCCCUGCUCUCCUCCGGAGAGAUUAUAACGUUGAGCUUCCCUAGUGGUCUACCUAUCACGCCUACGAACCAGCUUCACCCCUCUUUGACUUUCAUCCAUCCGUUCAUCAACCACUUUGCUCUUGCCCCCAUCGAGCGGACGAGAUGGCUCGGCAUGACCGAGAGUCGGACCCAUGGUCCGGCAAUAAUGCAAGGUGGCGUUGCGGCCAAGCACCCUCUCAAGCGUUUCGAGAAUCGCAACGUCGUUCAAACCGCUCAUGCAGAUGGUACGAUCCGGCUGUGGGACGCCGGCCACGGUGACGAAAUCGAGAAUGAAGCUGCUCUUCAAGCAGAUUGCGCUCGUGCCGUGGGAAGACAAGAAGGCAUCGAGGUUACGAAGUUGUCCUUAGCUGGUGCUACGGGUGAACUCGCUGUCGGCCUCCGCAGUGGCGAAGUCGUCGUGUUCCGCUGGGGAACGAAUCCAAAGGUUGGCACAGAGCCGACUCCGCCAGAUCCUAACACGCCAAAGGCGCUCACCAACAUCGUUUCGCGACGUGAUCCUGCUCUAAAGGAGGGUCUCCUUCCAUUCACUCUCCUGGACGAGCAGAAUGGACCUGUCACUACGCUGAAACUGGCUGACAUCGGCUUUGUUGCUGCUGGUUUCGAGGGCGGAAGCCUGGCCGUGAUAGAUCUGAGAGGGCCUGCUCUCAUCUACCAAGCCAGCAUGCAGGAGUUCAUCAAAGCAGACAAAAGGAAGAGCUUGCGGAGAAGCAGUGCGACAGCCACACCGAAGCUGGAGUACCCAACAUCCAUCGAGUUCAGUGUCAUGACGCUGGAUGGUGAAGAGUUCUCUAGCGCGCUACUUCACGUCGGUACAAAUUUAGGUCACCUCGCAACGUUUAGGAUGCUUCCCGGGGCCGACGGCCGCUACAGAUGCGAGUUCAUAGGUGCAGUGAUGCUCGAUGACAAGGUUAUUCGCAUCGCUCCCAUUUCAGCAGACUCCGGGGCCCCUGCUUUCGCCACGCAGCGAGCUUUUGCCGGACUGCGUGAAGGUAUCAAGGUCAAUGGUGUCCUUGUCGCCGUCACUCAAUCUGGUGCUCGCGUGUUCAAGCCAGCAACAAACAAGGGCGCACAUAAGUCCUGGGAUGAGUUCCUCUGCGACAAUGCCGCCAUUACCCGCUAUGAGGACCAGGGCUACGCGCUUGUCGGCCUCUUCGGAGAUGGUUGCGCCAAGGCUUACAGUAUCCCAGCCCUUAAGGAGAUCGGUUCGACCAACAUCUCGCACGUCAUGGAUGUCCGCCGCUUCGCAGACGCAACCAUCACGGCUUCUGGUGAUAUUCUUGGCUGGGUUGGUCCCGCAGAGAUGGCCCUCAUCAACGUUUGGGGAAUCGGCCAGUACCUCGUUCAAAAGAAUGAUGAUGCGCUCUACAACCCCAACAUGGUGAUCCCGCCCCGCCCGACCAUCAGCAACAUGCAAUGGAUCAGCGGCUCGCAGCAUGUCACACCCGAGGACAUCGAUCUGCUCAUCGGCGGGCCGGACCGGCCCCCAUCCAAGCGCGAGAUCGCGGCCGCACGUGACGACCAGCGCCAACGCCUGGAGGAAGAGCGUGCCGCCAAGAGGAAUGCGGCCGAGUCGUCUGCGGCAGCGGCGGCGGGUGGCGCCGGCGCGGCAGAUGGGAGCGAUGGUCAGGAAGGUUACUGGGCGUAUCUAUCGCGGCAGAUGAACGAACGCACGGAGAAACUGAACAUUAUGGGCGACAAUAUGGAAAGGCUGCAGGACAACUCGGCAGGCUUCGCUUCGGAUGUGCAGAAAUUCGUGGCGAAGCAAAAGAGGGGGAUGGUGAUGGGGGCGGUGAAGAGUAAAUUCGGUUUCUAA
Messenger RNA from Diplodia corticola, 3060 nucleotides. RefSeq names its product snare-dependent exocytosis protein. The record is from RefSeq and is a predicted model, not a curated record. Gene Ontology annotation, biological process: establishment of cell polarity; regulation of protein secretion; regulation of exocytosis. Gene Ontology annotation, cellular component: plasma membrane; cytoplasm. NCBI's taxonomy places the organism in Eukaryota, Fungi, Ascomycota, Dothideomycetes, Botryosphaeriales, Botryosphaeriaceae. Gene Ontology annotation, molecular function: GTPase activator activity; myosin II binding; syntaxin binding. The transcript is spliced from 4 exons. The coding region runs from base 1 to 3060 and encodes 1019 amino acids.